Molecule: messenger RNA, 2174 nt
Organism: Hippopotamus amphibius kiboko
Lineage: Eukaryota; Metazoa; Chordata; Mammalia; Artiodactyla; Hippopotamidae
Gene: TRNP1
Product: TMF1 regulated nuclear protein 1
Exons: 2
Coding region: 109-783 (224 amino acids)
Biological process (GO): regulation of cell population proliferation
Cellular component (GO): nucleus
Molecular function (GO): DNA binding
Source: RefSeq, a predicted model, not a curated record
GGGGCUGCGGCCGCUUCUCUGUGGUUUGUGGUGUCGGUCCUGCCCCGCGUGGGGGACAGCCGGCCAGACCCGCGGACCUACCCCUGCGGACCACCGGGGGGGCGGGGGAUGCCGGGCUGCCGCAUCAGCGCCUGCGGCCCGGGGGCCCAGGAAGGGUCGGCCGAACCGGGGUCCCCGCCGCCGCCGCCGCCCCGGGAGUCCCUGUCGUCCCCUCAGCCCCCGUCCCCAACUCCGACCUUGACCCCGACCCCGGCCCGGGCCUCACCGCAGCCCGAAACAGCCCAGGAGUCGGCGGGCUCGGCCGAGGGGCAGGAGCUGCAGCGCUGGCGCCAGGGCGCUAGCGGGGGCGCGGGCGGCGGCCCUGGCGCGGCGGCGGCGGCGGCGGCGGGGGGCCGCGCGCUGGAGCUGGCCGAAGCGCGGCGGCGACUGCUGGAGGUGGAGGGCCGCCGGCGCCUGGUGUCGGAGCUGGAGAGCCGCGUGCUGCAGCUGCACCGCGUCUUCCUGGCGGCCGAGCUGCGCCUGGCGCACCGCGCCGAGAGCCUGGGCCGCCUAGGCGGCGGCGUGGCGCAGGCCGAGCUCUACCUGGCGGCGCACGGCUCGCGCCUCAAGAAGGGCUCGCGCCGUGGCCGCCGCGCCCGCCCGCCCGCGCUGCUCGCCUCGGCGCUGGGUCUGGGCGGCUGCGUGCCCUGGGGCGCCGGGCGCCUGCGGCGGGGCCACGGCCCGGAGCCCGACUCGCCCUUCCGCCGGAGCCCGCCCCGCGGCCCCGCCUCCCCCCAGCGCUGACCUCCGCGCCGGGACCCCUGGCCGCCCCGACCGGCCAUCGCCGAGGUGCAGACAGACGGAUUGCGGACGCCGGCUGGAUGCACGGCGUCACCGACGCGGAUGGACAGAUUGCCCGACCACAGGAAGAGACAGUCGGGGGGCCGAGGGCCCAGCGAAGAAGACUAAACUGAGCUCCUCCCAGCUCCUUAGAGCCUCGACUCUGGAUCUGACUCCUGGAUUCUGCUCAUUCCCUGGACGCCUCCUUCAGGAAGACUUCUCUAAUCAACCUUACACAAGCACAGCAGCCUCCUCAUUUCACAGGAAACCUUCACUUUACAGUGGCAAGGGGCUGGAUUCUGGGGAAGUUGCCUAUAGUAUGAAUUUCUUUAUAUAUGCCGUAUUCGACUUUGGCUUACACUGUACAACUGGAGAUGUUACGACAAGUCCUUGAGAUGCAAUCAGAUUAUUUGAGUGCAGCAAAGCUUUCCAAUGUGAAAGUGAAAAGGAUCUCUUUUAAACAUGUAGUCAUCAUUCUUAAACAAGUCGCAGCACAGCUGGGUUCCCCAUUUUGGUAGAUGCUGUUGCUUCUCAGUCUAACAGCGCCAGGAGGCCUGUUUGAGGGGAAACAUUGCUGUGAGCAGUUCCUCAGUUCCCCUCAUCCACCGUCCUUGCCCUUUUCAUGUGGGCGUAUGCCUGUGGCCCCUUAGAAAGAUAAUGGGCUGCUGGCUCCUGGGAAACACACCUCUUUCUCAGGAAGCGGUGUUGGCAACAAAAAAUUCUAAGUUUCGAAUGAAAAAAGGGAGCACAUUUAUUCAAAUAUCCUGAUAGUAGAGGGAAGGGGGCCACAUUGACUCACACAUAACCCAGAAGUUGUAGAAUUCUGCAAAAUGAAUGCAUAUUGAAUCAGUUCUCUGAUAUAUAUGUUCAGGAAGAAUAAAUCUCAGUGAUGUGAGACGAGCGUGUGUGGUUUUGAGGUUUACUCUGUGAGUGCCCUCACUGCCUUUCUUUUGUGUGUGUCUGUCAGGGCUCUUUAAGUUGGCCUUGUCUUGAGAAGCUUCUGUUAUGUUUCGUUUGGCAGUCUGGGCCUGUUGACUGAUUUGCAGACUGACUUCUCCCUUGACUUGGCUCCAAGUUGACCCUCUCCAGGAAGUCUUCCCCAAUUAAGGAUGUGAUGAGGAAGCUAGGGGAUGGGACUGCACGUGUGAGACUGUGUGACACGAAGGGGUGUGAGUGGUUUUGUGAUAACACAGCAGCAUGGUGAUCCGUGGAGGAUUGUGUGUGACCGUGCUGGUGAAUGGAUGGACCUGUCUGUCAGUCAGGGUCCCAGUAGGAGACAGAGCACACUCAGACUGGGCAGAGAUUUAAAAAGGGACUAUUUCCAAAGAUGUGGGCUGGGCUUAAGAAACUAACAA